Messenger RNA from Guillardia theta CCMP2712, 695 nucleotides. RefSeq lists its product as hypothetical. The transcript has a single exon. The record is from RefSeq and is a predicted model, not a curated record. The coding region runs from base 300 to 515 and encodes 71 amino acids. NCBI's taxonomy places the organism in Eukaryota, Cryptophyceae, Pyrenomonadales, Geminigeraceae.
ACCCUGAACUGAGGCGACAGAGCGGCAUCGGAGAGCCUUCAACAGCAUCAGCAUCAAGCAAGCUCAGUCAAGUAACAGCACAAGCACAAGCACAAGCACAAGCACAAGCACAUCGACUACAACCUUAUUAAACGCAACAUAACAAGAAUUCGACCUUCGUGAGGCAAAAUCAGCAACUUGGAUCUUUGUCUGCCUUGUACCCAUUGAAGCCGUGCUAUCCUUCUUGUACCUUACUCACCAGCUCAGAUCGAUCUCGCAUUCAUCGCAUCGUCUCUUUUACUGCACAGCACUUGAGCACAAUGCCAGGAGUCUCUACUAGAAUGCUCAGAUUACAGGCAGCAAAGACUCAUUCGACUGCAAUCUCUCAUCCUCCUUCGGGUACCUCGGAGGAAAGUGAAGAGCACCACGUGCUCUGCAGAACUUCCUCUGCGUACGAACCCUACUGCGUUGGCGUUGCUACACGGAAGUACAGGAAAUGUGUGAUCGGUGCCCCUCAUCAAGUUGGGAUUCAUUAAUGUAUGUCAUGCAAGUAACUGAUGCAUCAGGCUCAGUUAAAUUCAUCAGUUUAUUUCUAGGCUCAUUGUACGAUAGGAACGACUCCUUCAUUUGUAUUGUUUUUCCCGUCAUCACAAGGAUUUUUGACGUUGUUUCUUCUGUUUUCAUUAGUAAAGCUGUUUUACAAGCAUGUAACUAGG